AGCUCUUGUAAACACCAUGUACGUAUGUCAUGCUAAGAAGACGGUUGUAUAACGUGGUAAUAGGUGCGACCGCGACCUUGGUAGAGAAGGGUCCCACGCCGCGCUGUGUGCCGGAGACAGCCGGUGGUAGAGGGAGUCCCAGGCUGAGCUCAUCAUGGUAGAGGUGUCUGAGCGUAGCUUGUACCUGACCCUGCUGCUCACCUUCUCCGCCGGGGUGCUUGUGGGCUGGCAGGCGAACAGACAGCGCAGGAAGUAUCUGGACUGGAAGAAGAGGAGGCUGCACACCAAGCUGUUAGAGACACAGAAGAAGUUAGAUCUGUCCUGAGGCUGCAAGGCUGAAUGCUGUAUCCUCUCCCUCUGUUACCACUGCUGCUGCCUCUGCUUUGUGCUGAUACAAAGUGAAGAAAAGACAAAUGAAGACCUACCAUGACUUGGAUGUGCUCAUUUGAGUUGAAAUUUUUUUUUUUUUAGCUUCUGUAAAGAAAAAUCUUUAAGCAUUAAAUGACAAUUUUAUUAUAA
This is a messenger RNA of Pseudophryne corroboree (corroboree frog), 519 nucleotides long. RefSeq names its product mitoregulin (gene MTLN). Lineage: Eukaryota; Metazoa; Chordata; Amphibia; Anura; Myobatrachidae. Gene Ontology annotation, cellular component: mitochondrial inner membrane. The transcript has 2 exons. Bases 155 to 325 code for a protein of 56 amino acids. The record is from RefSeq and is a predicted model, not a curated record. Gene Ontology annotation, biological process: positive regulation of mitochondrial membrane potential.